AUGCUGAAUCAAGAGUAUGUGGAGAAUCGAGAAUGGGCGUUUUCGCUCUGCGGUCGCUCCACGUAUUGGUCAAGAUGCUCCUCGUUUUUCAUGUCCUUUGAAGGUGCAAAGGGUCGUUGGAUUUUGGCCUCCGCCGCCUCGUGGAUGGAGAUCAAGCUUUUACGAGGAGGCAUUGCGUUGGCGUGUGGAACUAUGCAUGACAGCGCGCCAUCUCGGUGGCACGAAGCAGUGGCAACUAAGAAGGAAGGAUUGGUGUGGAACCCUGCAGCCGGUUGUUCGCAAGGAGAAUGUCUGGUUGAUCUGCAAGUGAAGGCCCAGGAUUUGUUGGCCACGAUUCCAGGGGCCUGUACUGCGGCCGUGGCUACCUCUAGACAGCCCCUCACAAAGCCUCUGCGUUUGAAUGGUGAAUUUGAUUCAUACACCGUCAAGGAUUUUGUUGAGAUCUGCACAAUCUUGCAAAACCUUCCAGCAGAUGACGGCCGCUUGGCAUCUGCUCUGCAGCAAGAGAACUUGAGUGGCUUCGAUGCAGUUUUUGCCUGCUUUUGCGCGAGCGCGGUCGCUGUAGAGGUGCAAGCAUCAAAGCUGUUUCGACCUUUGUCUCCUCAAGAGGAAGCAAGGCAGAAGCAAGAGCUUCAGAGAAUGGAGAAACAGAGUCGCAAGAUAGCAGACCAACUCAUUGCUGAAGAAGAACGAGAGAAUCGAGCUAUGAAGAAAAAAGUGGAGGCUGGAAACCUACAGUCGAAGAAAAAGAAACCAAAAGCCAGGAAGGGAAAACGACCUGAGAAAGCCGCGUCGCAGGCUGAUGCGAAUGUGGUGGAAGCUUCUGAUGAAGAGACCCAAACUCAUGACUUCAACGCCAUUGCAUUCGGGGGGGAGGAUGUCUCCGAGCCCGUUGCUCGACUUCAACACAACUUUCCCAUGUUUGAUGAUGAAGUGCUCAGCACACAUCUUAUGGCGGCUGCCUAUGACAUGGAAGAAGCUGUGCUGUCCUUGUCAAAGUUCGCGGCCGAAGGUGGUGACAUCUUAGGACCUGUGGACCUUCCCGUUCGGCCUCCGCGAGUGAGGGCUGGCAAGCCUCAGAACUUGGUUGCCAACGUGGUGGCUCGGACAGAUCAUCCGGGCAUGCCUCUCUACUGCUUUGUCGCCAUGGUCGCCAAGUCCGCGUCACCAGCCUAUCGCCCGGGGCGCCUGGUCAGACCCAUCCCGGAAGACAGAUUUCGGUUGUUGGGGGAUGAAAAGGGACGUUUUUGGCUGAAGAAGAGCCGGGUGCCGGAGAUCGGAGACAUUGUUGAAAUACAUUUUUUCGAGGAGGAUGCCAGUGACUACUUGGAGAGUGCCCAUGGAGACUUUCCUCAUCAGAAUGAAGACUUGCUCUGCACCGAACUGACUCUUCGCAGCCGCUGUGUGGUUGAAAGAAACGUCUUCCUCACCGCUUCAUUGCUUGCGUCGGCUGUGGAUGACAUCGAGACAAAAUGGCCUUGGAGGAAGGCUCUUGGCAAGUUUCCAUCGGUUACUCCUGACUAUAGUGAUGAGCCGAAACGUGCACUGCUGCUCAAGCUUCUGAUGUGGUCCGUUGUCGAGGCCCUCCCUCACGUCUUGUCCUUGUUGAACUUUGGGUCCAACUCCUAUUGGUUCGGUCUCUCCUGUCCGGCUCAUUGUCAGGCCUCCUUUACCUUCAACCUCGCACUUUUCACUUCGGGGUUUGGGUUUGGUUGUGUGGCCACUUUCGCCUUCUUCUGGACUUUUGUGCUGGCUCCGGCCUCCCCGCGGCCUGCCACGGCCUCGCGUGCUACGCCACCUCCGCAACAGGUUCCUAGGCCAGGACCCGUGCCUCCACUGCUGCCAGCUUUCCUAGUCCUCGAGGGACAUUGGGCAACGCCGCUGUCGAGCGAAGUUUUCCAGCUUUUCCGCCUUGCGAGCGGUUGUCGGGGAUAUCUCUGCAUCCCGCGCUGUCUUUCACUCAUUCCCCUCGUUGGCAGAAGCAAAGGUGUAUUGCUACGGAGCCCAGCGCCCCUUGCCCAGCCUUCGCUAACAAUGCAGCUCUCCGACUUGCGGAUGGAGCCCAACAGCCUAGGAUUGUCUUGCAUCUUGAGGUGGCCCUUGGGCUCAGCUUCGGAACCAGGGCGCCAGGUCUUGUGCCUUCCCGUGAUGCAGAGGAGUGGCGGCUUUCUCGCUGCCGUCCCGGCGGCCCUUCUUGCAUCGGCUCAGGAGAACGCUGCUGCAACUCUUCCUUCGGAUGUGGUGGGACCUUUUGUCGUUCUGACGGUGCCUGGAAUAGAAGACGAAGAAGCGGGCGAGGUACCAGCAGGUGUGGACGUGGAUGUUCUGGUGGUGGACAUGGACGAGGCAGUCCUAGCUUCUAUGAGUCUUUACGAUCCGGUGACCGAUCUGGUUUUCGAAAGCUUCCUGCCCGACGCUCCUCACAUCAUGCCCCAGCCAGAGCUGCUGAUAGCUGCCGCAAAGGCCUGGGUCGAAGAGGAGGCCUCAGACCGCCUUGCAUUCUACUCUGCGCAGGAGGAGACCGCCGCGCCUCUAACUGCUUCGCCAAAAAGGCCGCCGCCCAAGAAAAGGAUCACCAUGAGCCAGUUGUCAGAACAGGUGGCCGCAAUAGCUGCCGUCAUUCCAAGCCUUGCAGACCAAAUCAGGUUGGUUGCGGAAAAGCAAGCCGCGGCGACGGCGCUCCCAGUCAGUCCGGCUCCUCUGCCCCCUGCAGGGCUGCAGCAGGAGUUUCCGACUAUCGCGGCGGCUCCCCCAGCGAUGCCCCUGCAACAGAUGGCAAAACAGCUUCCAGCUCCACGGCAAGUGCAUGUUCAGGCGCAGGUACCUUUUGCCUCCCAGGCCCCCGCAGGAUCUUCCUCAGACGGCUCCUCCCUCGCAAAAGCUGUUACUCAACAAGGGGAGGCUUUGGGUCAACUGGUGGCCCACCUUAUUGCUCAGAGCGAGACCUUGGAUCUCUCUGGCAAUUCGACCAGCUUGUCUGCAAAGGGAACGGCCAAGAGGGAGAAGUUGCAGCAGGAGCUGGCAGCAGGCAGCUCCACUUUCUUCCUUCAGGUCGUUCAAUCUGCACACCGCCGCCUCUAUCCUGCGCUGCCCCUCCCGGCCUCUGUGGAGGAGGCACAGGCCUCGGGCCGAGUGUCUUUUGUGAGUUAUCUGGAGAGGACAGGCGGCUACGACCGGUCUCGGGAUCUAGGGCUCAUGAUGAUGAUGUUGGCCGGCAUUGCAGAUGCAUUCCUAAGAGGGGACAACCGUGCCGCCCGCGAGCACACGGCGUUGGCGUUGGCUGCUACCGAGCAAGCAGCCAGCGACGCGGGGCGCUGGGACCUGGCUUUCCUGUUGAGCUUGGGGGAGGACCCGUCGCCGAACGUGUUUGCUCCCAGGCCAGCGAGCGCUGCUGGCAGGAUGAGAGCCUUCAGUCCGCUAGUGUUCGCGAGAUCGAUCUACUUGCGCAGCGUCGCCGGGAUGCGGCCAACCCCUCACGUGCCCUGCCAAGACAAGGCGAGUCCGAAUCCCAGGCUGCUCCCAAAAGAAGGCCAAGAUUCCCAAGGAAGCCCAAGGACCAGCAAUAACUGA
Symbiodinium natans is the source of this 3570-nucleotide messenger RNA. NCBI's taxonomy places the organism in Eukaryota, Dinophyceae, Suessiales, Symbiodiniaceae. The record is from the annotation of a GenBank genome assembly.